AUGACAAACUCUACAGGCGCUUCCUCAUUCCCAACUCGACGCCGCGCCUGGCUAGCUUGCACAACAUGUCGGGCUCGCAAAACCCGUUGCGACGCCGGAAGACCAAGGUGCAGUCUCUGCGUCGAGCGCAACGUCGAAUGCGUCUAUGCCGAUUCCCAGCAGUUGCGGAUAGACCCGGGUACCAAGAUAUUGCUGGAUCGGAUACAGGCUCUCGAGGACAGGAUAUUUGCAUCGCCGCCAGCAGCGUCCAGAGCCGAGCAUUUGAACGGUAGUCGAACUGCAGCAGCAGCAUCACCACCCUCACAUCAACUCCCACAACGUCACGCAAUCCCCAACGACUCUGAACCGGAAUCAAGUAUUCCAGUCCCACUAAGUCACACCGCCAACGCCAACCACGUCCUCAACUGGCCCCAUGUCCGCCAACUCCUGACACGCAUAGGCGCAGGUUCUGUCCCUCCACCAAGCCGACUCCAUUCCAACAAAGGCACAGACAUCUUCUUCUCUGGCCAGCUCGACGACCAAGAAGAUCUUCCCUCUGACACCUUGAACUGGCGUCUCUUCCAGGGGCAGAAUCUCCCCCGCGCAGCCGAACUGCUCGACAAACACCGCCAGUCUAUCCAAGCUUUUUUCGAAGGCGUCAACGUCUUCUUCCCUCUGUUGACCUACGCAGAGUCCUCGCAGCAGCUGGAAGAUGUCUUUGCCGCGGAACAGCUCUCUGGCGAGUACAGACGGCCGCCGUUGACCACGGCACAGUAUUGUCUGCUGCUCCUGUCCCUCUGCAUGGGUAAUUUGGUCCAGUCUGGUCUCACGCUUGUCGAGAGUCGGCAUGACCAUAAUGCGGAUGUGCAGCAAGUCUCGACACCGUUGGCAGACAACACCACGACACAAUUCUCCGAUAUGAGAAACGAACUGUGGUCAAAGGCUCAGUUACUAUUGGGAUAUGUGCUGCCGAGUCUCACCUUGGAGGCUGCGCAGUGCACAAUGCUGGCAAGUCUGUACAUGGGAUCCCAAGGCAAAGUCGCCCAAGCCUUCUCCUGGUCUCACACCACAUCCAUCAAAUGCGCAAUGCUAGCAAAACGGUACAUCCCCAAACACAUCAUCCAUCUUCACCCUUCUCCUAUCCCCCCAAAACAUAUUCCAUCUUCACGCUCCCAAUCUAACACCGGCAGAGCAUCCCUCCUCCCCAACCCAGAAUCCUUCUCCGAGUCCUUCCGCCGCCUCUACUGGCUAGCCUUCAUCCACGAAGGCGACUUUGUAUCCGAAAUCUCAAUCACACCCCCUUCCGGCAUCGCCUUGUACGAAGAAGUCGUCCCGUACCCCGAGCGAGGCGUCCUCGCCCACGACGACCAAGACCCCAAGCUUGCCCCCAGCGCCGAGUUCGUCGCCUUUCAAAUCAGCACCAACGCCGCUAUACGACGCUUCCUCAACCGCGUGCACAGCAUGAUUUACGACACCAAGGACCAGCUGCGCCUUAGUCACUCAACCUAUGUGCAGUGGUUGCUGCGCGUCACGGAAGACUUCUGGGCCUACCAGGACGACAUCUUCCACAACAUUCCCAACUUUCUGCUGCAGAGCCCUUCUCACCUGGGGAGCUAUUCCGUCAUUGAGUCGCCCCAUACGCCUGGCGAUUCCGACGCCCAUGCCUAUGGCAAUAAUCCGUGGAAUGUCCUCCGUCUGAAGGGUCGGUACUACGCCUGUCAGCAUAUUGUGCAUAGGCCAUUCGUGGAAUAUGUCUUGCUCAACGCGGAGCACUUACAUGACCACGCUGAGAAGGCGGCUAUUCUGAACCGCUGUCGAUUGUGUCUAGACGGCUGUGUUGGGUUCAUUCGCGUGUUUGAUACCCCCGUCGUCAACAGCAUGACUUGUCUUUUUGCAACGGGAAUGGCAACAUUUACAUACAUCCUCAUACUCAAGGUUGUGGGCAUGCACGAGGCGUUUCGAGACGUCUUGCCACAGGGGGUGGAAGAGGCCAUUGCAAUGGGGAAGCGCAACUUGCUGAGAUUUAGCCUCAGUAUACGGGAAUUUGAGUGGCAUCUACAACUUCUUGCGCAGUUGGAGGCGUCAGAGCUGUAA
Messenger RNA from Pochonia chlamydosporia 170, 2073 nucleotides. Its product is annotated as C6 finger domain-containing protein. The coding region runs from base 1 to 2073 and encodes 690 amino acids. The transcript is spliced from 3 exons. The record is from RefSeq and is a predicted model, not a curated record. Gene Ontology annotation, biological process: regulation of DNA-templated transcription. Gene Ontology annotation, molecular function: DNA-binding transcription factor activity, RNA polymerase II-specific; zinc ion binding. NCBI's taxonomy places the organism in Eukaryota, Fungi, Ascomycota, Sordariomycetes, Hypocreales, Clavicipitaceae.